ACGGCUUUCCUUCCAAGAAGUUAAGAAACAGACUACGAAGCAAAGAGAAAAGAAGGCCAAAAAGUCAUGCUAAUUUUCUGCAUUUUUAAAUUGUUGGUUUCAACUAAAAAAAGAAAAAAAAAAAUACACUGGCAAAGCAGACAGAGAGGGGGAAAAGUCGAUCUUGUACGGAAAUUCUAUUUCUCCGAAACUUUUAAAUAAAAAGGGGAAAAAAAAAAAAAAAAGAAGAAGGAAGACUCCACUCCAGAUCUGCGUGGGUCGAUAAGAGAAAGAGAAAGAGAGAGAGAGAGAGAGAGAGUAGUUGAAUGCGGUUAAUUGGUUGAGAGAAAUCAGAAGCAUGGGGUUCAAAUGAAUGUGCUGGUUUGAAGUAUUCUUUCAGUGGAGGCUCCAUAUUUGCAGUUAGUUCCAAAGUGUGACUACUGAUGGAGACUGAAACGCCAUCGUUUGCCAACGAACAGCUCGAUUCUUCAGUAGGAGGAGUAGCAGGAGGAGUAGCAGCAGCAGGAGGAUCAACCUCCAAUGAUAACAGAGGAAAGCAUCGGAUUCUUGCUGAGCUCAAACGCCUCGAACAAGAACUCAAAAGCUUGGAGGGAGAUUGGACCGGGUUUAGAAUGAAGCGACCUGGAGAUGUUCCACUCUGUUGGGUAUUUUGGCAUCGGAAGAGUUGGAAGAGCUUGAAAGAACCGAAAAUGUCUCAUCAAUAUGUGCUGAGUUGCUCUUAUUUCUGAUGCUCCAUGAUAGAUGUAUUCCUAUUACAGAACAAAUGGCCCAAUAAACGUAAUGUGGGAUCGAUGGUUUGAAGGACCACAGGAUUCACAAGGUUGCAGGUGUUGGAUACUCUGAUUUGUAAGCAAAAA
Molecule: messenger RNA, 857 nt
Organism: Ziziphus jujuba (common jujube)
Lineage: Eukaryota; Viridiplantae; Streptophyta; Magnoliopsida; Rosales; Rhamnaceae
Product: guanine nucleotide-binding protein subunit gamma 1
Exons: 4
Coding region: 423-728 (101 amino acids)
Biological process (GO): G protein-coupled receptor signaling pathway
Source: RefSeq, a predicted model, not a curated record